AUGUCAGACGAUACAUUAACACGCAGUCUCCUCGUUACUGGUUCAAGUGGCUAUAUCGGCAAUCAUAUUGUCUGCCAGGCUUUUCACAAUGGAUGGCAAGUUCGCGCCACUACCAGAUCUGAAGCCGGUAUUGCGAAACUCCAGACAACUUUUCCAUAUGCCUUUGAGCAGCUCAAGUUUGCAAUAGUCCCGGACUUUACAAAACACGAGGCAUACCAUAGCAUUCUCGCUGGCGUGACUGACAUUGUCCAUGCUGCAUCACUCUUCAACCUUCAGCCGCAGGACAAUGCUAAAGGUGUUCCUGAACCCGCCAUACAAGGCUCUCUAGCUAUUCUAGAAGCUGCAAUCCGCUAUGGGCCUCAAGUUCGCCAAGUAAUUAACAUCUCCUCUUUCGCUGCAAUUGUCGACACGUCCAAGGGAUUACGCCCUGGACACACAUAUUCAGAAAAAGACUGGAAUCCUAUGACUUACGAUCAGGCGGUGGCAACGUCCAAUGGUCCUGCUACAUAUUGUGCCUCAAAAAGCCUUGCGGAGAGAGCCAUGUGGGACUGGAUGGAUGACAAUAAGCUGAAUGUGCCAUUCACACUUUCAGUGAUCAACCCCCGUGUGUUUUUGGCCCUUAUUAUGCUGACCCUGACCUGGGCACCUUAUGCGAUUCCGUGGCGGCACUUUGGUGUCUCUUCGGUGCCAAAACGGUACCACCUACUGACUUCGCGGGUUUUGUGGAUGUUAGGGAUGUUACAAAAGCGGUAA
This is a messenger RNA of Fusarium odoratissimum NRRL 54006, 753 nucleotides long. RefSeq lists its product as uncharacterized. Lineage: Eukaryota; Fungi; Ascomycota; Sordariomycetes; Hypocreales; Nectriaceae. The record is from RefSeq and is a predicted model, not a curated record. Bases 1 to 753 code for a protein of 250 amino acids. The transcript has a single exon. Gene Ontology annotation, molecular function: oxidoreductase activity, acting on the CH-OH group of donors, NAD or NADP as acceptor.